Molecule: messenger RNA, 1080 nt
Organism: Colletotrichum graminicola M1.001
Lineage: Eukaryota; Fungi; Ascomycota; Sordariomycetes; Glomerellales; Glomerellaceae
Product: methyltransferase domain-containing protein
Exons: 9
Coding region: 1-1080 (359 amino acids)
Molecular function (GO): methyltransferase activity
Source: RefSeq, a predicted model, not a curated record
AUGUCCGACAACGCUACAACUACUGCGGCAACGGGGGCCAGCAGUCCUCCUAAUGCUGAUGUCAGUGUCCCACAGGCCGCUGUUCACGACAACAAUGUCGUCAUUGCUGUCGACGACGACGUCGAUGAUGGCUUAUCAGUGAGCCACGCAAGUGUUGCUACAUCGACCACGAGUUUAGCAGCUUCAGUCAGGGACUACCGAGUAGAGAAUGGGCGGACGUACCAUGCAUACAAGGACGGGAAAUACCUCGUUCCCAAUGACGAACAGGAACUCGAUCGACUUGACCUGCAGCACGAGAUUUUCCUCCGCUCAUUCGACAAUCGGCUCGGAACUGCACCCCCGAACGACCCGGACGCAAAGGUUGGACGGGUCCUCGAUGUGGGCACUGGGACCGGUCUCUGGGCUAUUGAUUUUGGCGAAGAGCACCCCGAAGCUGAGGUCCUGGGUAUCGACUUGUCUCCACCCCCGAGUUCAUUCGUGCCACCAAAUGUUCGAUUUGUGGUUGAUGACGCUGAAGAACCUUGGGAGUACUCGCAGCCUUUCGACUAUAUCCAUAGUCGACUGAUGACUGGUAGUAUCAGAGAUUGGAAAAAAUACGUCAAGAACUGCUUUGAGAACCUGGCUCCUGGAGGUUAUCUUGAGCUUACCGAAGGAGACGUCAUCCCAGUCUCAGACGACGGCACACUUACCAAAGACACCUCCAUUGUGAAGGCUGUCAGCUUGUGGACUCAAGGGAUGGCUCUCUUGGACACACCGUUUGAGGCUGUUGGACGCCUCGAAGGCGUUAUGAAGGAUGCCGGGUUUGAAGAUGUCCAAGUCAAGCGCUUCAAGUGGCCAACGAACAGCUGGCCCAAGGACCCAAAAUACAAGGAGCUGGGUAUGUUGAAUUACGAGAACAUUUCUCCUAACUGGGAGGGUUUCCUUAUGGCUCCCUUAACUCGGGCCCUGGACUGGACGAAAGAGGAGGUCUUGGUCCUUGCGAUGGGGGCCCGCAAGGACACUGCCAACAGGAAUAUCCACGCCUAUUACCAGAUGUGGUCCAUCCACGGAAGGAAGCCCUUGAAAACCGAGGAAAACUAA